UCCCUCUUCUCUCUAUCUCUCAUUGUCUCAUCUCUAAUACGCUUUUCUUUCAAGUUGUAGAACUCAAAUAUCUUGGGAGGCCAGUCAUCAUCAGACUCUGGUUUCAGCACUGAUUUCCUCGGUGCAGCGUGCUUUUCUUUUUUCUUCCUUUGCAACAGGUCUGAGAGGUCAAUUCUUCCGGUUGCUAAGAAGCUCAUUCUCAUGCUUUCUCUCCAAUUCUUUACCCCCAACCUUGGGUUCUGUUUGAAAUCGUUUUAGGUCGUAUUCCCCUAUUCUGGUGGAACCGAAUCAACCUGAUCGUAUCAGAUCAAGAUGGUCCGAAAGCGCUACCAACCAGCCAAAACGGGGUUUGAAUUGCUCAAGUCCAUGGAUUACGACAAAUACUUGUCAAGAGUAGGACUUGGCAAAAGAGACUACCCGUUCUGGAAACAAAUUGGGAAGGGUCUACUAUCUGCUUACGUGCUUAUCGGUGCUUGUUGGUGGUACAACGAGACAUCGCCACUCGGUUGGUGGACACUAAAGCCUAAGCCCAAGGAAGAGAAAGAGUUGGCACAUUUGUAUGAGCGAAGAGAAUUUCCAUACCCGGGAGACAAAGAAGCCAUGGAAGAGUUCAUUGGCAAGGGCGGCAUGAUCGGCACAGCGAUUGGCCCCAAAGGGAUUCCUGAGUUGGAUAAAGAUGCUUAUAACUAUCACCAGGAGCUGCAAGACAAGAAGUUGCAGCAGGAAGCUCUGAAACUCUGGCUGAGAAUGAGGAAUGAGGUAGUUUCAGAGCUUCAAGAGAAGGGGUUUGACGUUGAGUGAUUGUUGUCUCUGACGACAUUCGUGUAGACCGUAGUAUGCAGAUGUGAGAGUGGAAGCUGCCGUAGGGGGGGGGAACUGGUGUCUGUGGGUUGUGUUCGCAUCAACACAAAUUUGACAGGACGCGAUCAGGCCUUGAUACGAACACGACACGAUUAAUAAACAUGUAACUUAAAACCAAACAUGAUAUGUUUUUUUUAUACGAGUAACAUGGCAUGACACGUGAACGCAUUUAAUAAAUGAGUCGUGACAU
Messenger RNA from Morus notabilis, 1051 nucleotides. RefSeq lists its product as uncharacterized. The record is from RefSeq and is a predicted model, not a curated record. The transcript has 4 exons. Lineage: Eukaryota; Viridiplantae; Streptophyta; Magnoliopsida; Rosales; Moraceae. The coding region runs from base 313 to 801 and encodes 162 amino acids.